UCACUCUUGCCAGAAACCCUAUGUGUGUAAUGAGUGUGGGAAGGCAUUCAAGACCAAAAAUCAGCUUUCUAUGCACCAGAUAAUCCACACAGGGGAGAAACCCUUUAACUGUAGCCAGUGUGGGAAGGCCUUCAACAGUAGAUCAGCUCUUUGCCGACAUAAAAAAACGCACAGUGGGGAGAAGCCUCACCAGUGCAGCGACUGUGGGAAGGCCUUCAAGACCAGGAACCGUCUCAGGAUGCAUCAAAUCAUCCACACUGGGGAGAAGCCUUAUGAGUGCAGUGGCUGUGGGAAGGCCUUUCAGUUUAAGCAUUCCCUUAUCAUCCAUGGCAGAAGCCACACUGGGGAGAAACCCUAUGAGUGUGAGGAGUGCGGGAAGGCCUUCAGCGGGAGUUCAGACCUCAUCAAACACACAAGAAUCCACACUGGGGAGCGACCUUAUGAGUGCAGUGAGUGUGGGAGGGCCUUCAGCCGAAGCUCAGACCUAAGCAAACACACAAGAAUCCACACUCAGGAGAAACACUGUGGGUGCCCUCAGUGUGGAAAAGCCUUCAGCAGCAAGGCAGAGCUCACCAAACACAGAAGAAUCCACACUGAAGAGAAGCCUUACAAGUGUAAGGAGUGUGGGAAAGCCUUUCGUCAUAACUGUAAACGCAGGGCUCAUGAACGAGAACACACUGGGGAGAAGCCCUAUCGAUGUGGGGAUUGUGGGAAAACUUUUCAGGAUCGGCACUGCCUUACCAUCCAUCAAAGAAUCCACACUGGAGAGAAACCGUAUAAAUGUUCAGAGUGUGGUAGAGCUUUCAGUGGGAAAUCAAACUUGACCAAUCAUCAAAGAAUCCACACCGGAGAGAAGCCUUACAGAUGUGAGGUGUGUGGAAAGGCCUUUUAUCAUAGUUCAGUCCUGAGGCAGCACAGAAGAAUCCACACUGGUGAGAAGCCAUAUACCUGCAGUGAGUGUGGCACGUCUUUCCGUCAGAGCUCAGCUCUGAUUGGACACAAGCGAGUUCAUACUGGGGAGAAACCUUAUGAAUGUGAGGAGUGUGGAAAAGCUUUCAGAGUGAGCUCAAAUCUUACUGGACAUAAGAAAAGAAAACAUAGAGUGUGGGGAACCCACAAACUUGAUGAGAAUGGGAAAUCCCUCUCUCCAGUAACCUGUUCUCAGACUUUUUCAUUCAUCAAUAUUUUGACAACCAACACUUGAGGGUAGUGAUUCUGGUGUUUACACUUUCUCAUUUCUCCUUCUACUUCUUACACUGGUCCCUCUUGUCUCCUGUAUUGGUUCUUCCUGGUUCCCUGACCCCCUAAUUGUGAGACCCCACCAAGCCUUUGUCCUUGACCUUCC
This is a messenger RNA of Lagenorhynchus albirostris (white-beaked dolphin), 1345 nucleotides long. It is a transcript of the gene ZNF311, whose product is annotated as zinc finger protein 311. Gene Ontology annotation, biological process: regulation of transcription by RNA polymerase II. The coding region runs from base 71 to 1204 and encodes 377 amino acids. NCBI's taxonomy places the organism in Eukaryota, Metazoa, Chordata, Mammalia, Artiodactyla, Delphinidae. The transcript has a single exon. Gene Ontology annotation, molecular function: RNA polymerase II cis-regulatory region sequence-specific DNA binding; DNA-binding transcription factor activity, RNA polymerase II-specific. The record is from RefSeq and is a predicted model, not a curated record.